This is a messenger RNA of Poeciliopsis prolifica (blackstripe livebearer), 3693 nucleotides long. RefSeq names its product CXADR Ig-like cell adhesion molecule (gene cxadr). The transcript is spliced from 7 exons. Bases 130 to 1278 code for a protein of 382 amino acids. NCBI's taxonomy places the organism in Eukaryota, Metazoa, Chordata, Actinopteri, Cyprinodontiformes, Poeciliidae. Gene Ontology annotation, cellular component: basolateral plasma membrane; intercalated disc; bicellular tight junction. Gene Ontology annotation, molecular function: cell adhesion molecule binding. Gene Ontology annotation, biological process: homotypic cell-cell adhesion. The record is from RefSeq and is a predicted model, not a curated record.
GGAGGAGGAGGCGGAGUGGAGUUCGGAUGCUUCGGUGGAACAGAGCGAGGCUGACGUUUCCCGGUCGGUGUCGGUACAACUUCUUUCGGCAAGUUUCUCCAAAGAGCUGUUGGGAUAUUCGCCACAAGGAUGGAGCUCCCGAACCCCCGGCUUUGCGUGGUGCUGUUGAGCCUCCUCCCAGCCUUGGUCUCAGCUCUACAGAUCACAUCUAGUCCGACUGCACCUGUAGAGAAGGCCAGCGGGCAGAGCGUGAAGCUGGACUGCCAGUUCUCCCUGAGCUCCUCAGACACUGGACCUCUGGACAUAGAAUGGAGUUUGCUGGCCUCCGACAACCAAAUUAACGACCAAGUGGUGAUUCUGUACUCGGGCGACCGGGUGUACGAGGAUUAUUACGAACCCAUGAAGGGUCGAGUCCACUUCAACACACCCGAUCCGAAGAGCGGCGACGCCUCCAUCAACUUGACCGGGCUGAAGUCGACGGACACCGGCACCUACCAGUGCAAAGUAAAGAAGGCUCCCGGCAUCAGCAGCAAGAAAAUGCAGCUGAUUGUCAUGGUGCGGCCAUCAAAGCCAAAGUGUUCUGCCGAUGGUACCCUAGAGGAAGGCAAAGACAUUGUGCUGAGAUGCUCAGCUGCAGAGGGAACGAAGCCGAUGCAGUACAAAUGGGAAAAAACCAGUGACAGCAAGCAGAUGCCUUCUACUGCUGUGAUGGACCCCGUGGAAGGAACCGUCAAUGUGAGGAACGUUUCUGCCAGUGCGUCUGGUAGCUACCGCUGUGUGGCGAGCAACCGCGUUGGCUCAGAGGAGUGCAUCCUUUACCUCCAAGUGACCCCACCGCGCAACACUGGAGGCAUCAUCGCAGGAUCCAUCAUAGCCGUUCUCCUGAUCCUGCUCCUUCUCGCCAUCCUCCUCUACUGUUUCUGCCGCGUUCGCAAGAACAAGAAGUACGAGAAGGAAAUCUGCAACGAGAUCAGAGAGGACGUCCCCCCUCCGAAGAGCCGCGUUUCCAGCACGCGCAGCUUCAGCCAGAUGGGCAGCCAGCGUUCGUCCCUGGGGUCCAUGUCGCCAUCCAACCUGCACGAGUACACGCUAAAGUCCCAGUACUCCAUGAAGUCCCAGUACGACAAGAUCCCGUCCACCGAAGAGUACGAGCGCCCGCCGAGUCAGGUCCCGCUGCCCCCGCCGACCGCCGCCAGAAUGGCCGGCCCCAACCUCAGUCGCAUGGGGGCCAUUCCCGUCAUGACCCCGGCCCAGAACAGGGACGGCUCCAUCGUCUAGAGAAAGAACCCUGGACAAAACGGCAGUUAUGGGGAAAAAAAAAAAUGAAACGGUUUUGCUCGACAGCAUCUACAAAACGAAAAGGUCCUCCUAUGAAGACAUGGCCCUGCUGUGUUGGUGAUGUGCUGUGCUGGAAAUAGAGCACAUUAACUUUUUAUCAAAUACAAAACGACGACAACAAAAAAGAUAAAGAAAAAAACACUUAUGCAUUUAAUGUCAUGGAUCUUCUCCCAGGAAAUGAUCGGUGUGGAUAUAUAAAAGCAAGAAUGGUCAAUAUACAAAUUCUAUUGUACAUAACUGAAUGCAUGUUUUUUCUCUUUCUUUUUUUUUUUUUUUUACAUUGAUAUCUUGCUGUAGAUAUACUGUUUAAAACACAAUCAACCCCUUAGUUGGCACCCUGUACAGCUGUGUGCAUGCCUCUGUGUGUGUGUAAACAGAUGUCUGGAAAACUUACCAUUUCUUUAAGUCAAAGCCUAACUCUUCCUUUACCUGUCCGGUUUUGAUUGGUUGUGGCUUUCUGAUUCAAUAUAAUUUAAUAUAGCUGUUAUUUGUUUCACAGUUCACUGAGAACAAACUGACUUCAUCCCAGAAGAGACUCUACAAGUCAGCUGUUUGCUAAUGAACUGUUGUAUUUCUUUGACUUUACGUAGGGGGGGCUUUAAAGGGUCUGGAUUGGCUGAUAGGGAAAGAGAGGUUUUGGUUUCCAUGAAUUGUGUUUGGAUGGAUGAUUGGUACUUGACCCAACUCUUAAAAAAAAAUCCAUUCUCCAUUCUUCCUUUGAGGCUCUUAGGGGGGAGUACGGGUAACAGCUGGACAACAAGGUUCACUGAGCAAUCAGCUUUGAUUGUGCUUGACUAUAUAAAGCCCUGCCACCCCCACCACAACCCCUCUUACAUCCAUACACACCAAAUUAACAGGACAAAAGGAGCAUCCCUUGGUCUAUCUGGCUGUGCAUCGUGUGUAAUCCCACGUAUUUGUUGUUGCGCCACAAGGAGGCGGAACCUUGAUUAACCUUCUCCCUGUGGUCGAUACGAAACCGGUCAGAGCUGAUGUAGCAUUAAUUUGAGAUUUUAAUGAAGGACGGUAAUCACGGCUGGAUGAAGGAGUUUCCCACAGAGCGGAAUGCGGCUUACUGUUUCACUCUACAUUAAAAGCUGACCUUCGUUUCCAAUCUCGGCACAAUCAGUCAGUUUAACCUACAAUAACCGUGACCUUGCUACUCCUAUCUGCCGUUCUCUAAAAGCCUAACUUAUCAUCUGGAUCCCAUCUUUUUGGACAAACAGUAGAAAGUGCAAAACUUCUGGUUGUUUUCUUCUUUGAUGCCUUAUUCUAUCCUUGUUUUUGGCCUUACACUCUUCCCUUCGGUUAACCUCUUAUUGAUCCGAUUCUUUCUUGCCUUGUUGCCUUAGUUGAAAUGUUCAAACUGUGUUUUGUGCGUUCUUCAUGGCCGUCGCUUUCUGAGGACUGUGACCAUUGCUGUAGACAUGGGCUGGGACAAACCCCACAGUUCCCUAGUUGGUACACAGGAUUUUAAACUAAAAAUAUUCUGACAGUUUUAAUGUAGCGGUGUCCAAAGUGUGGCCCUCAAAACAAUUUUGUUCCUUUACAUGGUUAAAACUUUUGCCAACAAAAUAGAAAACAAUUUGUUUUCUAGAGGGAAUUUCAAUCACCCUGACCUUUUGAUGUAAAAUAAAUUAUUUGAACAGUAUGACAGAAUUUUCAUUGGCAAUAGCAGGAAGCAGCCCAUAUGAUACAAGGUUUCGCCUUGAUUGGCUCUCAUCUUUAAGAUCUCAGUCUUUGUUUUUUAGCUUUUUGAAUGAAUUACAGCAAAGAUGAAUUAAAAAAAUGUAUGUACUUUCUGUUAGAAAAGAAAUAGAUUCUGGCUCCUUAUUGAAGAUACCUAUUGAAGUACCAACAAAACUGAAUGAACGAAGCAUCAAAUAUCCUGUUUAUAAAUAUAUGUGUGUGUGUGGGGGGGUGAGACUGUGAGACACUGCAGAUCUAUGUGUAAAGCUGUGUGUAUGUUCUGGUGCCACUAUAUGGAGUUUUAUAUUACUUAUUCCCAAAAAGCAGCAAAAAUGAGACCUUAGCUGAGCUACACAAAGCUAUACAUAUAUCUGUCAUUUUUUGUUUGUUUUGUUUUGUUUUUUGGUGUGUGUGAGCAGCUGUAUUUAAUACUUGUUGCUAGGCAGGAUGUGGCCCAUGUAAAGAUCAGCUGGUGAAGUGUACAGAGCUAUAUUGCUCCUCCAUGCUCCUAACUUUAAUGUAAACAACUACUAACAAUACUAACAGUAGCUUUGAAAUCUGUACUAAUACCGUAUGAAGACUCCCUUGAGGUGCACACUGUGUUCAAAUCAUAUUUUCUCUCUGUGUAUUUUUGUGCUGUAUUUUUGAAUAAUAAAAGUCAUUGAAAUG